GUCCACUACGUCUGCUGCCUUCACUGUGAGCAAGCGCAACAAGGACCAGGACUCGGCUGCACCUCGCGCGAUCACUUCUCCCUGCCUGCAUAUCUCGCGACCGCAUGCGCGCAGCCUUUCAACCCUCCUAAUACCCUCAUCCGACCCGCACUUUGUGCCCAUCGAGUGGUAAAGACGACGACGACGACUACGACUACGUCCACCAUGGAUGCGACGAGCGCUGCGAACCAGGCCCAGCCUGCACCUACGGCUACGGCUACGGCGCCGCAAGAGCAACAUCAGCAGCACGAACAGCCCCCUCAAGAACUCCAGCAACAACCUCUGCAGCCUGUUCCGCCCAACCAGAUCCCGCAGCGACGAUCGCCCGCCAUGAAGCGCGAUGGAUACAAUAACCAGUCACUCGGCGCGUCUCUGAAUACCUCAGUGAAGCAGGCUCGCGUGCUCAUGGUUGGUGCUGGCGGCAUUGGCUGUGAGCUCCUCAAGAACCUGGUGCUGACCGGCUUUGGCGAAAUCCACAUUGUCGACCUUGACACCAUCGAUCUCUCCAACCUAAACCGACAGUUCCUCUUCGGCCACGAGCAUAUCAAGAAGUCCAAGGCGUUGGUCGCCAAAGAGGUUGCGCAGCGAUUCAACCCGAGCGUCAAGAUUGUGGCCCACCAUGCCAACAUCAAGGACACUGAGUUCUCCGUCUCGUGGUUCCGCGAAUUCCACAUCGUCUUUAACGCACUCGACAACCUGGAGGCCAGACGACACGUGAAUAAGAUGUGCUUGGCUGCCGAUGUUCCACUCAUCGAGAGUGGUACAACCGGCUUUAACGGCCAGGCGCAGGUGAUUAAGAAAGGCGUUACAGCGUGUUACGAUUGCACACCCAAGGAGACGCCCAAGUCAUUCCCUGUGUGCACCAUUCGGAGCACCCCCAGUCAGCCCAUCCACUGCAUUGUCUGGGGCAAGAGCUAUCUGCUCAACGAAAUUUUCGGAACCAGCGAAGAUCAAACUGCAUUUGAUCACACCUCGGAUGGUGAUAAUGCCCAAGAGAUUGAAGAGCUCAAGAAGGAGUCGGAUGCCCUCAAGAAGAUCCGAGAUGCUGUGGGCACACCCCAGUUUUCACAGAUGCUAUUUGACAAGGUCUUCAACGGCGACAUCGAAAGAUUGCGCUCUGUUGAAGACAUGUGGAAGUCGCGGAGGGCACCAGAGCCUCUCAAGUACGAGAAGGUUUUGUCGGAAGCUACCGAAGCUCUGGCGUUGAAGGAUAAGGUCCUUAGCGAUGACCAGCGAACCUGGUCGCUCGAGGAGAGCCUCGUUGCCUUCAACGACAGCCUCGAUCGGCUUAGCAAGCGCAUUAUUGAGCUCAAGAAGAACAAACGCCCUGAGGAUCCGGAGCCCAUCAUCACCUUCGACAAGGAUGACGUCGAUACUCUUGAUUUUGUUGCCGCAAGCGCCAACAUUCGCUCCACAAUCUUUGGCAUCGAGAGCAAGUCGCGUUUCGACAUUAAGCAGAUGGCUGGCAACAUUAUCCCUGCCAUUGCCACUGCGAAUGCGAUUGUGGCUGGCCUCUGCGUCCUGCAGUCCUUCAAGGUGCUGAAGGGCGAAUAUACACAGUCGAAAGAGGUCUUCUUGACCCCAUUCGCCUCGGCGCGCCUCCUUGCUCCCGAUAGGUCUCGAGAGCCGAACCCUGACUGCCCAGUCUGUAGUGUCUACAACACCAGCGUCGUUGUAGACCUGUCUCGGGCGACUCUCAAUGACCUCGUGGAAUACUUCAUCAAGGCUAAGCUGGGAUUUGAAGACAAGGAGUUCGUCGUGAACAAUGAUGUUGGUAUCUUGUACGACUUCGACGAAACCGACAACCUUCCCAAGAAAUUGAGUGAUCUUGGGAUCCAGAAGGACUCGUUUUUGACCAUCAUUGAUGACGACGACGAUGACACAUUUGUCAACAUCGUCAUCAAUAUCCAAGAAGGGAACCUUGACGCCGACAAGAAGCCCAUCGAAGCCACAUUCACGGAUACGCCUCAGAUUCCACGGAAACCGAAGAAGGUGCAGCCCGUUGAGACGAAUGGAACCGGCCAGCAGAACGGCCAAGCCACCGCCGAUACUGAUGCCGUUGUCGAGGUUGAGCCGAAGAGUCUCAAGCGAUCUCAUCCCGAUGACGUUGGGCAACCUCUGAAGAAGGUUAAGAUUGCCGAAUCUAGCGCGGAGGUAGUGGUAGUGGAGGACGCCGGUGGCGCGAUCGUCAUUGAUGAUUGAUUUACUACGUCUAGAAGAGACGAUAUUGUGCAUUCCUGGAUAGAUGCAUCAGGCUGCACUCAAUCCGCCGUCGAGAUUGAGGACACAGUUAUUGGCGAAGGCGUUUGAGGCGAGAAAGACGGCGGCCUCGGCAAUUUCCUC
This is a messenger RNA of Ilyonectria robusta, 2382 nucleotides long. RefSeq lists its product as uncharacterized. The record is from RefSeq and is a predicted model, not a curated record. Gene Ontology annotation, cellular component: cytoplasm; SUMO activating enzyme complex. The transcript has 8 exons. Gene Ontology annotation, biological process: protein sumoylation. The coding region runs from base 205 to 2241 and encodes 678 amino acids. Gene Ontology annotation, molecular function: SUMO activating enzyme activity. Lineage: Eukaryota; Fungi; Ascomycota; Sordariomycetes; Hypocreales; Nectriaceae.